AUUUUGCCAACUAAAAGCGCUGCCUGUCUUGAAAAUAUUUGAAAAGAAAGCCCCUAACUCUAAAUGCAUCGUGGGGGUUCAGCUCGGACGUGGAUAAAUAAAAUUCACGGUGGACGAAAUCCAUAACGUCGGACCUCAGACUCGUGGAGCGGAUGUCAUCGGAUCCAAGAUCCCUGCCUAACAAACACGGCAAGCGACACGGGGACGCGGUUUGCCUUUCGAUCGAAUUAUAUAUCAAUUCUUGGUUCUUCAAACCGGUGCCCCGACGACGCAGGAACUCAAGACUCAACUCCGACUGCGCCGGAAUUCCGACGGGGUCGGACCAGAAAGCAUGGAAGAAUCCGCGAACUCUUCUGGCUCCAGCGACUUGGAGAAGGAGGAGGUAUGGGACCGAAUGCUGACUCGGUUGGCUCUCACAGAUUAUCCCAAACUGGAAACCGUGCUCCCCAAGAUACUUCCAUAUUCCAUUUCUAGUCUUUCCUCCGGUUCGCACGCGAUCAGAAAGAAGGUCAUGGAGAUUUUGACUCAUUUAAACAAGCGAGUGAAACAUCAAAAGUCAAUUAGAUUACCAGUGAUGGAGCUGUGGAAGGAAUACGUGGAAGUUGGUGCUUCUCUUAUAGUCAGGAACUUCUGUAUGAUAUAUAUUGAGAUGGCCUUUGAUCGCUUGACUGCAGAGGAGAAAGCAGAUAUGGCUCCAAUGUUGAUUGCUAAUAUUUCCAAGUUUCCUUUGCAACAUCAAGAUAUAUUACUGAGAAUAGUUAUGAAGGUACAGUUGCAGGUGGAAGUACUCCUCCAGAAUCAAGGAUUCAUCCUGUGAACCCCGCAUUCAGACUUCGACUGUUGUCCAUCUUCUGCUGCUCCAUCACUGCUGCAAACACUUUUCCUUUGACGCUGCAGUGCAUCUUCAACUGUAUUUUUGGAAGUGACUCUACUUCAAAGUUGAAACAAUUGGGCAUGGAGUUUACUGUUUGGGUUUUCAAACAUGUUUGAAAGUUUUCAUGGAGAAAUAUGUGCACUUGGGUAUGUUGUUGCUCAAUGUAGAGCUGGAAGACCAGAUGUAAGUAUGCAAAUAUGAUCACUGUUAUAUCUACGGUUUGUCUUUCUCACUUCUUAAAUUGCAUUUCUUUUUCUCACCCCAUCAAGAUAUAAGGUUGAUGCUCUUGGAAAAAUUCAGAUUACUUUUUAAGGACUAAGGAUUAUGUGGCUAGUAGAUGACAUCUGGUCCAUUUACAUUUUCUUUUUGGUUGAACUAAACACUUUUCGUCUCAUGAAAACAUUGAUCAACAGAUAAUCCAGCCAUUGAAAAAAAAAAAGUCCAAUAACUCAGAGCUACUCAACCUGUACAAAUAAGCAAGUCCAUAUGAAUUAGGAAAUGUGAAAACAGAGUUGCAGACAGCAAAUCCAAAAGAUUACCUCUCGAUUAUAGACUUGGGCGGGGAACCAGAACUUCCCAUUUUCAAGAGACAGAUACCACGACUUAAUCGAGUCGACCCGGCAAGGAAUUCUUCAGUCUGCCACUGCCACCAUCAAUCUUUGAUCUGAGCCAUGAUAAAGGCCAAAGACAGGAAAGACUGCCCAUUCAUCCCUCUGACCUCCCAUCGUCCAGAACACCCAAACUCUUCCUGGCUGUGACAUAGUACUGCUAUUCCCUGAAGGCAGCUUCUCCGAUCAGGGAGUGGUAGCAACGUGAUUGCACUGUAAGGUUUUGUUCUUUCCUAGUUCAAGUAAAAUGUCUUUUCCCAACUAGCUUUUUCUUUUUCUUUUGACCUGAGAUCAUUCUUUGUCCCUCCCUUUAAGUAAAUUUAGCUUACUUCCACCACCAUCGUUGCUAAUGAGCUAAAGUAGGGAAAAAAAAAGAAGAAGCCUUUAAAAAGUCGCUGAAAAUUUAAAGAAGGGUCUUCCCCAACUACCGGUAUGCAAGCUCGUCAGUUUAUUUGAAUCGGAUAUUUGACGGAACCGAUCCAAAUAAACUAACGUGUAUAUUUAAGCAAGCAUGCAGGGGAUUCAAUUAUUCUUGGGUGUCUAUAAAGUUUCCCCGUUUGUUCGGUUGCUU
This is a messenger RNA of Nymphaea colorata (pocket water lily), 2053 nucleotides long. RefSeq lists its product as uncharacterized. Gene Ontology annotation, molecular function: molecular adaptor activity. The transcript is spliced from 6 exons. Bases 332 to 817 code for a protein of 161 amino acids. Gene Ontology annotation, biological process: proteasome assembly. The record is from RefSeq and is a predicted model, not a curated record. Lineage: Eukaryota; Viridiplantae; Streptophyta; Magnoliopsida; Nymphaeales; Nymphaeaceae. Gene Ontology annotation, cellular component: cytoplasm; nucleus.